Molecule: messenger RNA, 1460 nt
Organism: Prorocentrum cordatum
Lineage: Eukaryota; Dinophyceae; Prorocentrales; Prorocentraceae
Source: the annotation of a GenBank genome assembly
AUGACCGAGCCUGAGCGCCCGCGCAAAUUGUUGGCGCCGCAGACGUACGUGAAGCUCGCUCACGACACGGCGCCCGAUGGCACAGUGUCUACCUACAUCCUCAACAAGAUGACGAUGGAGCGCACGCGGCGGAUCCUGUCAUCCAGCUACUUCCCGCUCAUGCAUUUUUUUGCCGCCGCCGCCCCGCAGGAGUGGCAGCUCGGCAUCAGCGAGGAUCCUGGGGAGUUUCAAGGCCUCGCGUACGUGUCGGACGGUGCGCAGACUUCGUGGACGUCAGAUCUAUUCCGCUUUAACGUAUGGGAAGAGUUUCACGCCGUUGGCACGACCAGCACCGAGUUGUACGAGCUCGGCGAGAAGAAGUGCAACUUUGACGAGUUGCGAGCGCACUGUGAUUUUGUUGACCUUCGGCUGGCGCCUCAGACUUGGGACCAGACAGGGAAGUCAGUGCGGAGUGCAGCAUUCAGGUACCCCAGCCCAGUCGGUCGAGUUUGGAUAGACACCGAGCAUCUGUUCAAGACGUUCAAGUUUAACAUACUCCACGGCAACGGCUCUGAUUUCUUUCACAACAGGAAGGGGCGCAUGAUGACUCUGUGCAAUCUGUUCAUGAUCGACAUCGAGGCGUACAGGCCGUCGCUGUCGUACAGCUCCGCGGACGCCACGAACGACCGCGAGAGGACGGUGCCGUUCCCUUCGCUCCACAUAUCACUUGUGUACCUGUACUCUUUCUUCGCGGCGUUCAACAACUGCAAGUCUCGGGGCGGCGUGAGCGAUCCGACGGACAAGGCUAAGUUCAGGGCAAUCGUGGAGGGGAUCACAGCUUGGAUCAGGCCGAAGUCGAAGCUCGAGGUAAAGCUGGAUGCGGAUGCAGAGAGGUUGACGGGCGGUAGGUUCGCGGGCCGCAACCCUUGCACAUUGCUGAUCACAGAGACUGGCUUAGUCGACCUCUCGGAGUUCGCGGAAGUUCUUCGGCGGAUGCAACCAGCGCUUCACGCCAAAACAUUUGCCGCGUUGGCUGGGCAUUACCGUUACAAUGGCAAGCCGUUUAUUGAUUACAUUACUGCCAUCGUGAUUGGGAUCAGCCAGUCGUCUCCGAAGUUGGUCAGGGUCGUCGCAGCGCAGGUGGUUGCAGCUGCGGUCGAUGAGAUCGAGGCGUUCUCUACACGGAAGCUGAAGCAGUAUUGCGUCGGCGGGGGGGCGACGCGCGUUCUCUCGCAGGCCGAUUCCGAGACGCCGAUGGAGCGCGUGGCUCAGUCUACCAUCAUGGAUGGCAACUGGAGGCACGUCGAGCGGGAGCUCGAGCGGUACAGGCUUGCCAGCAAGGUCGCGUUCAACGACACCCAGUGCAUCAGCUUGAGCGGCCCAGACGCCACGAAGAUAGGUGCGGACCUGUCCGUGAUGGUCGCGUUCGCCAUGGACCCCGUGGCGAAGAUCGUCGCUUGCAUGCCGCCACAGGAUCCGUG